AUGGGCUGGGAGUACGACAAUACCACUUAUACGGACAGUCUGGUCACGGAGUUCAACCUCGUCUGUGAUCACCAGCACUGGGUAGAAAUCUCUACAACCUCAUUUUAUGUGGGGAGCUUUAUCGGUAAUUUCCUCUUCGGAUACAUUGCUGACAAAUUUGGUCGACGUCGCAGUUUCUUCAUCAUUCUUACAUGCCUCGUUGUCUUUGGAACGAUAAAUGCUUUCGUCAAGAACAUUGAAUCCUUCAUAGUCAUGCGAUUUCUGACUGGACUGCCAUUCCCAGCGCUAUUCCAAAUUCCAUUCAUCAUUUGUAUGGAAUUCAUGGGUAAAUCCGGACGUAUCUUCUCGGGUCUUAUGAUUUCGCUAUUCUUCGGCGCAGCUAUGGCGCUUCUUGGUGUCUUGGCCAUGUUCAUCAGAAGGUGA
Molecule: messenger RNA, 423 nt
Organism: Cylicostephanus goldi
Lineage: Eukaryota; Metazoa; Nematoda; Chromadorea; Rhabditida; Strongylidae
Source: the annotation of a GenBank genome assembly